CACCCUAUUGGUCAGGGUCAUGGUACAUGUUGGGCUAUGGCUUAUUGAUAAAUUAUGUUGUGGAAUGGGUCUGAUCAAUAACCUGUGGAAUCAACAUCCAUGCUGGUUUCGCUCUGAGUCUGUUCCACCUUUUGGGAGGAAUGAGAGAAAUGCUCAGAAUGCAUUUGUGUGGUUGCCUUCGCCAACCGACUCGUGGGAAACUGUGGAUUCGCCUCUCUCUCUCAGGUGAGGCAGGCGAACGGCUCUGGCUGUUGCCGUGGUUCCCCUCUCCCUUUCUUCCCCAAUUAAGCGAGCGCAUGGCCAACGCUGUGAUAAGUGACUUAUUCCCUCCAGGCCAGUCGCACCACCUGCUCAGAUCUGAUUAUGCUGUUAGCUUUAGUCAGGCUGCUUGUUGUACAGGCCGGUGCGUGCGGGGCUGGGCCAGGCCUGAGCUAUGGGAGACUAUGUAGGCCAGGGGGCCACGGGUACAGGAAGGGGGGGGGGGGGCCCGGACCGCAGCACGGCUAAUGAUGAAUGUGACACAAAAUGAGUAUUGAGGAUGUCCAGAGGCCACAAACACAGACAGUAAUUGGUGUGAGGGCUGCUUUGCAGUAACAACAUUUGCGGUCUAAUGAGCGCAUUUCGUGGCUGACUUUGUCCUGAGGAGGAGUUUGGGAGGGGGAAGGGUCAGGGCAGCAGCUGCACUGUCCUCUACUGGGUGCUCUGUGGCCCUGCAGUGUGACACCAAAGCCUGCCCCACCCCCCCCCUCAUCCACACCAUAGUUAGAAAGACCUUCUGCCCUAACCGGAAUACAGUAACCGCUUGUGUUUUUAUUCACAAACGCUGCUGUCUCGCUCAAACAGUGCAGUUCAGGCAAAUGUGCUCAUUUAAAUAAAUGCAGGAACCAGACCUGCAUUUUGUGCCCUUUCUUUGCCACAGUUUGCCCCUCAGCUCCUGAAGCUGAUGGAUGUGCAUCAGGGUGCCUGGCUGCACGUUCUCCCCUCCUCUGCUGUACCUGAGAAACUGAACACUUAGCAGGGACAGGGUGCGUCUUGCUGGAAAAGGCCUUUUGUUUGUUUGUUUUGUUUUGUCUGCGGGUGGGGGAGCCACCCAUGGCGGUCCAUCGCACCACUCGCAUAAACAAACCCAGUGUGGCUCCGGAGUGAUUCAGGGUAAUUCCCAAACUGCACACGCUUCAUCCCUGCUCCUCUCACGUGUGCCCUGCUGCUGUGGGACCUAUCCAGGCAGGAAUAGAAGGGUAUUAUAAGAGCGGAAAAUUGCUUCCAGUUGCCCGACCCUGUAAUUAUAAGAUUCCAUUCCCAGUUUCUCCAGUAGGCCCGUGCGGUGAGGUCAUCUCCGAGCGGUUUUCCAGCUGGAAACCCAUGCGAUUGGCAUGAUUUCCCAGCGUUUGGGUGGCAGCAGAACAGUCCUUGCAUGAUCUUUUUUUCCCCUCAUGCAAAGCACUUAAGGUUUACAGUAAUAAAGAGUGAAAUGCAUAUUAUGGUUAGCAUGCAACCGACAUUCUGGUAUGUUGUUAUUAAAGUUGUUAUUUGAUGGCCCCGUUUGCGGUCCGGCCGACGCGCUGAUCCUCUGCCGGCGCCACGCUCGUUCUGAGCGCCAUUCCUGCAGCCCGAACCGCGUUUGCAUGACAUUGGAGUUGCGCAUUCCUCUUGCGGAAAGCGCUCCCAUCCUCCUCUGGUGCAGUUGGCGCUUGGCUGUGGCCUUUUUUUAGGACGGGUUCACACCUCUCGUGCGUGGGCGGGGCUGCGACGAGGGUGUUCACGGAGCCGCAUUCCUCCCCGCUGCGCUGGCCUGUGUGCCGGAAGCAGGGGGAGGAAUCCGCUUAAAUGACAAUGCGCCGUGCUCAUCAAGUAAUUCACCAGCACUUUCACACUUAUUUGUUGUCCCACAUUUCGGAUGCGCAGUUCACCGAGGGCAGUUAGCAACCAGGGAGGGUAGCAUGUGAUCCAGAUUAUAGUUUGCAGGCUGUGUUGCGCUUAUACGUGGGACCAUGUUCCAGCUAACCACUGAAAACAGAACUGGUUUACCAUAAUGACUGGAACAAUGGAUCUCUUUGGACCGAUGAUUACAGUGCGUGUUUACCAUACAGGGUCUCACGUGUAGCGGUGGACUGGAGGAGAUUUAUGAACUGGGUGUGGGGGAUUAGUGUCUCAUGGAGCGGAGGCGUGGGAGCGCUGUUUCCGCGGACGCUCCUGGGUUCGUGUGGAAGGGGAUACCGGUGCGUUUGAGACGGCGUCUGCGUUCGCUGUGUCGCGUUAAAACGGGCACGGGGGGGGGAAGGGGAGAACGUGACACAGCCGGAGAGCGGUGGCAGGCUGAAUGCUGGGAUACUUGAGCACCCGGCCCGUCCGCGGCAACUGUGGCUUCUAUUAAAAGCUGCAGCGCGACAAUGACCUGAACCAGCGCUGCACACUGACCUGGAUAGCACACGGUCCCAGGAGCCAGGGCAGGGGCGCGGAGACCGGUCCACACUGUAUCCUGCUUCCGCCAUCUUUCUGUUCCACUUGCCUGUGAGUCGUCACGGGGCUUUUGUUUACAUCACGGAAAGCUAUCUUCUAACUAGAUUAAAGAGGGGUUUGCAGUCGGUUUGGUGUUUAUAUUCUGCGUGUGUUUGAGUGUCGUGUAUUGUAUGCGUGUUGUGUGUUUACGUGUGUUUGUUUGUGUACUUUAGUGUGGUACAGAUAAGGAAAAAAGACUUGUUUUUGCUUGUCUGGAGCUCAAUGCAUUGUUUUAUAUGGGGUUUAGACGGAUUGUUAUUUAAAGACUAAAUACGGGCGGAAGAUGUGAUGUGUUUGUUCUGAGCUCUUUCUCACGGUGGGGAUGUGAUGUUACGCCUGUCCUAGCAGAGAAGCGGGUUGUGAGGUCUUCAGAAACAGGCAGCCUAUAAAAAGAUGCAUUAAAAUGCGUGGAUGAUGAAAAUUGGGGCUGCUCUGGGUCUGAUGUAAUCCAGAGGUUUAAUGGUGUAAUGGUGACAAAGCCGGCUCACUUGAAGCUGACGAUGAAAAGGGGGCAGAGAGGUCUAAUCGACUGCUUCACUUGACACACAAGCAGGAAGACGGCCAUUUGUUCAUAAGUUUAUAGUGAAGGGAAAUGGAGAGGGGUUUAGUAAAAAUAGUCAUCUGAGUGUAGCAGCUGAUGUGACUGCGUUUGGGAGAUGAAGGGCGGGUGUGUGUCUCAUAAAGCCGUGUUAAUCUGUCCUAAGGUCUUAGGCAGGCUCUGGGCUAGUGUCACUGGACAGCAGCAGACUGCUCAAUUACAGCUAGUUCAGAACAGAAAGGGAGCAGAAUACAUGUAGAAUAUGUGAUUUCUUUUAAACCUUCAGUGUUUUAUUGUAACUAAAUGUAAAAGCCUACAGCUGUUUUCUUUUUUCUUUUUCUUUCUCCUUUUCUCUCUUGUCUUUCAAAGAAUUUGAUUUGAAUGAAAAUUCAGUGGGAGUGUUUGUUGUCAGUGGGGGGAGGGGUGUUAUUGGUUGGAAUCCUUAGGCUACAGCCAAUGGGAAGCUAGCUCCAACCCCCUCAUUCCCCCCCCAUCCCUUCCCCCAAUUCACUGAGCUGUCCGUUGAGAACCGAGGGCAGCCUCAUGAUUGGCCGCCUCUACAAACAGCAUCUGGAGGAUCUGUGAGUGCAGGGGGUGGAGCCAGGCUUGAUAUUAAAAGGGGUGUCUGUCUCCAGUCAAGGGCUGUAGUAUGCUUUGUUAAAGUGGAGCAGAGGGCUCGCUGUGCUGUGCUGUGCUGUGCUGCUUCGCUUGCUCCUGUCCUGACAGCUUCUUCUGUUUUCUGCAGGAGCUCCAGGAGUCCCGGCCACUCGAGAAGGGAGCGUGACAACAUUCGGCAAGGCAGCGCAAGAGAAGCACAACUUGCAAAGGAUCCGAAGGAAGGGCUUCGACCGUGGGAGAUUCGGUGCCGCCUCCUCCUCUCGCGGAGUCCGCCGGCACUUUUCCUAAAAGGAGCUGCCGCUGUUAACCUUUGGACUCCUGGGGCUAUUGAGCCGGACUGAUGUGGAAUGUGACCCUUCCUGACCCUGUGCGACGGGCAGUCUUUCAGUGAAGGCGACGGGGACAGAGGGAGAUAAUAGAGUAAAGGGAAAUAAAAGGAGGAGUGAGAGGCAGCGGUAAGGCCAGUUAGAAACCUAUAGUUCCAGGGAAGAAAAGCCGGCCGUGUGAAGACCCUUUGAAUCGGACACUUUGGUGAGCACAAUACGGACUCUCUUUGGGCCGGGUUCCUCCCUCCCAGCAUGCCUGUGGAAACGCUGCGGCCCUCGGACGGCCGGAUGGCGGGCGCCCCCUUCACCUCCGCCAUGCCCUUCCGCAUCCUCAACAAGGGCCCCGAGUACUUCCGCCGGGCCCCGGAGCCCGGGGCGCGCAAGCUGAGCGCGGUGGAGCGGCUGGAGGCCGACAAGGCCAAGUACGUGAAGAGCCAGCAGGUGGCCAGCACCAAGCAGGAGCCGGUGAAGCCGCCCAUCAUCCGCAAGCCCCUGCUGUCUCCCGGCAUGCUGCUGCAGUGCCGCAUCCACAGCCCGCCCGCCCGCAAGCUCCCGCGCCGCCCCGCUGACUCCGACAGCGGCUUCGGAGGGGUGCACAAGGCCAGCCCGCUCAACCUGGAGAUCCUCAACAACCUCAUCAACGUGUGCGACGGCCCGCCGCCCUCCGCCAAGAACAAGCCGCCCCCCGCCAACUCUUCCUCCUGCUCGUCCCCCUCCUCCUCUCCCCUGAACAAGCUGCUGGCGGACGAGCAGAACCGCCGGCCCCCCCCGGUGCCCGCCCGCGCGCUGAAGGCCGGGGCGUACUGCUCGCCGGCGGGGGGCUCGCCCAACACGGUGACGGUGCGGAGGGUGGACGUGCGGCCGCAGGCGGAGGUGAGGAAGCCGCAGAGGAUGCCUCUGCAGCCGCAGCCGCCCAAACGGCAGGUAGCCCAACCGCAGGCCCCGCCCCCCCAACCCGCCCCUGCACCGGCCCCGGCCCCGUCCCCGGUCCUGCCCUCGCCCCUGUCCCCGGCCCUGCCCUCCAGCCCCCUGCUCCUGCGCACCCUGCUGCCCCCGGCCUCCCCCGCCUUCACCCGCCUGUCCUCCACCAGCUCCCGCAGCUCCCCGCGGGACGGCCCGGGAGGCCGGCGCCACCCCUCCCUGCACCGCUCCAAAUCGGACCUGAGCGACCGCUACUCCCGCGCCACGGCCGACCUGGAGCGCUUCUUCAACUACUGCGGGCUGGACCCGGCCGAGGCCGAGGGGCUGGGGGUGGAGUGCUUCGCCCGGGCCAGCUCCGACAUCGUGUCGGUGUCCAAGCUCCGCAGCGUCAGCACGCCCAGCUCCGAGUGCGCCGGCCCGUCCCUGCACAGCGACGAGCCGCCGCCCGCCCAGCGCGCCCCCUACGGCAUCUCGGUCAUCGAGAGGAACGCACGCGUCAUCAAGUGGCUCUACGGCAUCCGGCAGGCGCGAGACGCCCAGAGCGUGUCCAACGUGUAGCCCCCCUCUGGAGCGGACUGUUUUUCUAUUUAUUUAUUAAGCGACGACCUGUCGAUGUUCAAAGGUGUACACUUUCGUUUGUAUAGUUGAUUUGCAAGAGGGAGAGUUCAGUGUUUUCUCUUGCCUUAUGUUCAGUUCAGUGAUGUUUUUUUUUUUGUUUUUUUUUGGUCGACUUGCUUUUGAAGCAGGAAUUGGUUUCGCUUGAUCAGCCCACCAGCAGGACUGCUAACCUCAAGGAGAAGGAAGCAACAUAUAAACUGAACUGCAUUUAGCUGGGAAGAACCUGGCAAUUAAAGCAAUAAUGAUGAUUUCUACAUAAUGAUGUAAUAGGUACUGAAUCGACGCGGAGCCUUCAGCCCAGUGAGAGUGUGUGCGCGAAUGGAUGCCUUUAAACACUUGCAGUCUCGCACGUUGCUGUGUAUUAUGAAGCAGGCCAGAUUGAGGUGAGUGGAGGAGAGAACUUGUGGAGAUACUGUGAAAACGGGUAGUUUCAGUUGACUCACUUACAGACUGUUGUUUUUGCAGUACGUGUCCAUGCGUGUUUUCUGUCAGUAUGUCUGAAAUGUAAUUUCAAGUAAGCACAAUUUCACAGAAACAUACAGAACCACCAUGUGCACACACCCCAGAGAUGUUUUUUUUUAAUACACAUUUUCUGAAAGGGGCAACAUUGUAUUCACACUGAGUUUUUUUCUUUUUUUUUUUUUUCUUAUGAAAGGUUUUGUUGUCAGAAAGGUAAGCGAGUGUCAUGUGAGGUCAUAGUCAGGUGGAUGACGUAUGUAACGGUGACUGAGAGCGCCACAGACAGGUGUCUGGUUGCUAAGGGUGGAAACUAAGAACAGGUGUGAGAAUUCAGAGCGGACCAAGAUAACUGCUCUCCUGAGGGCAAGAGAGGGACCUGGAGAUGAAGAGAGGGACUGGUUUGAGAGACGGUAGAAAAGUUGAAUGCAGGAAAAAGGGGGACUGAAUUUAGUGGGUGCACGGGAAGUAUUUCUGUUAAAGAAAGUUUCUUGCUUUUGUGAGAUCUGUUUUGAAACAUUUUAUUUAUGUAUUGUUUUCUCAGUGUGCAAUGGUAAUCCCAAAGGUAUCUACACUCACAAAAAAGAUGGGCACAGAUAUAAGCAAAUAAUUGUUUAUUGUUUGCAGGAAAGCGUGUGGGUGUGCAUGUUCUGAUCUGUGAGAGGAGAUGGGUGCAUUCCACCUGGAUUAGUGAGGUCAUUGAGAACUUCCUCGUACUGUUCUGUCAGGUUUUUUGGCUGGUUCGAGUGUUCAGAUGAGUAUCUUUUACCCGCAACGUCUGUGUAUUCAGAACAUGUCAAUAAAGAGAGACUAUUUAAAUAA
Molecule: messenger RNA, 6798 nt
Organism: Conger conger (European conger)
Lineage: Eukaryota; Metazoa; Chordata; Actinopteri; Anguilliformes; Congridae
Product: protein FAM110B
Exons: 1
Coding region: 4234-5460 (408 amino acids)
Source: RefSeq, a predicted model, not a curated record